CGUCCCCAUGGAUACGUUGGCUCUAAUGACCAAGGGAUGGAGCACGACACCAGGCUCAGCUCCAGGGCCCUACGCUUAUCAGGCACUGGACGAAGAACACCAGGAGUUGCGACUCUUGAAACUUGUGCCAUCUCGCGACCCCAAGGACCCUCUCAGAGCGACCAUCGUCACAGUACGCCCCGACUGGGUGGCGUUAGCUUCUGACCCCAAUCACCCAGGUCUUCGCUGGACAGCGUUAUCGUAUGUUUGGGCUGACCCGGAUGAGCCUACUGUCGUCCUUGAUGGCCAGCAACUCCGAGAUACGCAAAAGAAGGAGGAAAUCCUCAUCGGAAACACCGCCGUCAAGAUUACAUCCAAUCUAUUCAGCGCCCUUAUGUCAAUCCGUGCUUACAAAGAGUUCUGCACCAUCUGGGCCGAUCAGCUCUGUAUUGACCAGGCCAACUUGAGUGAGAGAGCAAGCCAAGUGCAGCUGAUGCACAUGAUAUUUUCCCUGGCGGAGAACGUUCUGGUGUGGUUGGGGAAAGCAAUCAGAGGAGAGAAGACACGGAUGUUUUCACAAAUGCUCACAUGGCUUCUUAGCCCGCAACGGACCGGCCUGCUCGAAGACGCUCCCUCGCUCGCCCGAUUCACGGCCAAGCUGAUGACAGAGGAGCCGCACUUGUAUCCGCCUCCGAGCGAGGACCAUCACCUCUUCACCAAGCAAAUAGCCAAGGACAUUCUGGAAGACCCUUGGUUCAGUCGAUCCUGGGUUAUCCAGGAAGCGGUGCAUGCCAAAAAUCUCCUCGUGUAUCUAGGCCCGGUAGUCGUCCCGUGGGAGAUAUUCGAGGGAGCCAUCUCCGGUUUGUCAUACUGGAGCAUCCCAUGGAGUGCGGCUGAAGAUUCUACCUCGGCCACAUUCCAUCGUGGCGGACUUCAGAUUCUCAAGAAAACCCGGGAGUGGCAGGAAAGUCGGUACAAACAGAAGACCCUUCUUCCGUCAGCCCCAUUGUCCACUCUCCUUCAGGGGCUGCGGGUCAGUCGAAGCACAGAUGCUCGCGAUAAAGUCUACGCCUUUUGGCACAUGUCUCAUCAGGAGUUUCGGGCCGAAAAGGGUCAGAUAGAUCCAUUGCCGAUCUCUUACGAGAGAAGUACACAGGAGGUCUAUGGACGGACCGUGGCAUACUGCAUCAACACUGAAAUGAAUCUGGACGUGCUCUCUUGCGCUUGCAAGCAUGAGGUAUCAAGCCAGGAGUCUGGGUUUCCAUCCUGGAUGCAUGACUGGCAAGUCCAUCCUGACCAACUCGGGUGCGCGACUGAUCUGCACAAUAUUCUCCCUCAGCGAGGAUGUGAUGCGUAUGCCGUCAACAGCGAAGGCCAUGGCGGCAAGACCCCGUUCAACGCUUGCGCAGGCCGCCCAGCUCAUUACGGAAGACCUCCUGAUGAACCUGGACUGAUCAUCUAUGGACAGUUCGAGCGCAUUGGAUUAAGGGGAAUCGUCUUUGAUGAGAUCCGGACGGUGACCUCGGUGGGCCACUCCACCUCGCCGGAGGCGGAGGCGAGUACUGACCAAGAAAUGGACUGGAACUCCUGGUGGGACUACGCGACGACAGAGAUAGAGGGCGAUCCAUACCUCGAACCCGAAAGCCGUAUCGAAGCCUUCUGCCACGCCCUGACAUUUGGCCACGUCAAAAUCCCGGGAUCUGCCCAUGAGGAAGUGAGACAAGAUUUCGAAAAUUGGUGGGCCGCUGGGAGGCCCCUCCACGAGCCAAGUUCUGCUCAUUCCUCUAGCUGGAGCGAACGACUACGGUCCCACGAAGCAUUUAAGAAGCUCUCAUUUCCCAACGGGCUUUACGUCAAUAAGAGGAGAUUGUUCCGGACCGCCCGAGGCUACGUUGGCUCUGCAUGUGAACAUAUCGAACCAGGGGACACGGUAUGGGUUUUGUGGGGUGGUGCGUUGCCCUUUCUCUUGCGCGAAAUCGAAGGAGAGGAGGGCGUCUACCACGUGGUAGGAGGGGCGGUUUACAUCCACGGGAUCAUGUUUGGAGAGGCGGUUGAGAAGGUUGAAGAGGAGGGAACCAAGCCAGGAGGGAUCUGGCUUGCUUAGACAUGUAGAUGUCAUGCUUGAUUCCGCUUGAUGAACGCGCAUCUACCAGGUGUUUUCUGCACUGCGGACUGAGGUUCAGUUGGCAAGGCAACCAAUAGAAUUGCUCCG
Cladophialophora immunda is the source of this 2191-nucleotide messenger RNA. RefSeq lists its product as uncharacterized. The record is from RefSeq and is a predicted model, not a curated record. The coding region runs from base 8 to 2083 and encodes 691 amino acids. The transcript has a single exon. Lineage: Eukaryota; Fungi; Ascomycota; Eurotiomycetes; Chaetothyriales; Herpotrichiellaceae.